CACCAUCUCAAUAGAGCAGCGACAAGGAAGUGGAUGACAGUUGCAGUUUCCGCGUCAAACUCGUCCAAACAGCGGCCCUACCAUGGCAACAGCGCGAAUUUGUGUCCUGUAUGUUGUCCUUUCUACGACUUUAGCGGAAGACUUUAAAUUAAAACACAAACCAUCCACCAAACCUGUCCGGUUGUUCACUGAGGAGGAACUGACGAGAUACGACGGCAGCGAGGAGGGGCAGCCUAUCUACAUGGCAGUAAAAGGAGUUGUGUUUGAUGUUACCAAGGGAAAAGAAUUUUACGGAAAAGAUGCAUCAUAUAACGCCUUGGUUGGUAAAGACUCCACUCGGGCUGUGGCUAAGAUGUCCCUGGACCCAGCUGACCUGACAUCAGAUACUACGGGCCUCACUGAGGAGCAGCUGGAGUCUCUGGAUAGUAUAUUUGAAGGCACGUACAAAGCAAAGUAUCCGAUUGUGGGUUACACAGCGUCACGCAUCCUCACCAAGGAUGGAAGUUACAACGAAGCCUUCAAACCAGAGGACCAGCCUCAUUUUCAAAUCAAAGAUGAGUUUUGAUCUCAUUUGACCCUUUUUGUAAAAUAUAGUUGUGAAAAAGUCUUGUUAUAAAGGAGUUAUUUUUUUUCUUUUUUUUUUUUCCUCUUUACUUGACCAGAAUCAUAUGUCUGAUAUGAGCCUAAUAUGCCAAUUGCAAUACAUGUAGAAGAGAAGAACAAAAUACAUAUAAUGGAGACACUUUUUUAGUCAUAUUUACUUGAACCAAAGUUUGACAUGAUCCUCUAUCUGUGAGAGCUUUAAUUGCUACGGAACCGUUUCAAUACUUAUUGUAUCUUUAUUUUGAAAUACAUUUUAAAAUAAGGCUGUUUUGACUAACAUCGGAUGUACAAAGUGAAGUGAUGCUAGAAUUUAAAGAUCCCUAACAGACAUGUUUUUUAAGUCGUGUAAAAAAUUAUUUUUUUUUCUACCAAAAAGUUCAUGCCUUCAGCAGAUGAAUGUGGAAAACAUCCUUCUAGUAUCAAAAUGCACAUGCGUCGUCAUUUUGCACAGUAAAGCUGAAACAUCCAAGUGAAUAAAAAAAAAAAAAAAAUGGAGGGGGGACUUUAUUUAUUACGGCGGAUUAUAUGUGGUUACACAGUGAUAGUCUUCUACAUUUGUCGCGAACAAAUUAAAAGUCAACCCCAUCUAUUUCCCUAGAAAAGGAGCGUGAGCUGAGAGAACAGACACAGUAAACUAACUAAACAUCAGCACUCACAUUCCCUUGAAUUAGAUUCCAGUUGGGCUGCCACUAAUGAACGUUUUUAUCAUAGAGAGUGAAAAAGUCGCUCAAUCAUUUAGCCCAUGAAAUUUCAGAAAAUAGUGAUAAAAACCCAGCACAGUUUCCCAGAACUCAUGGUAGUGUCUUCAAAUCUUUUAUUUAGUUCAAAACCCCAAAUUCAGAAUGUUACAGUUAUUAAGUGGAAAAAAGACACAAAAAAUAUUGAUUGAUAAAUGACUAAUUCUUAUCAGAUAUGUUGCUGAUUAAUUUUCUGUCCAUUGACUUUUCCAUUAAUUGCUUCAGCUCUAGAUUGUAGUAUAAAUGUUUUCAGUGAAUGCAUGCCCAGUAGAAUAUUAAUGUGAUUUAAAACUCACUGAAUCUGCAGCUCUGUGAGGGUUUACAUGAUUACAAAUAUGUGUGUUUUCUGCUUGAUUUUGUUUUUGUACAAUUAUUAUUAAAGUCUGUAAAUCUGGAACUUCU
Messenger RNA from Perca fluviatilis (European perch), 1742 nucleotides. RefSeq names its product neudesin neurotrophic factor (gene nenf). The record is from RefSeq and is a predicted model, not a curated record. The transcript has 4 exons. The coding region runs from base 83 to 565 and encodes 160 amino acids. Lineage: Eukaryota; Metazoa; Chordata; Actinopteri; Perciformes; Percidae. Gene Ontology annotation, cellular component: membrane; endomembrane system.